ACUGAUGCUAAGGACAUCAAUAUCGGUGUGCACAGUCACUUCGUAAUAAUCAUUAUACGGCGGCAUCAAACUUAGGAGUUUAUUAGUUUGGAACUUAAAUAUGGAUCCGCACGAAUGUUCGGAAAUAAUUAGCCGACAUCCUGAGUUAAUACUGGUUUCAAACAACCCAGUAACGUGGGAAGGAAUGUUGAGCGUUGCUGUGAAUGCAGCUGAGAAAAGUAAAGUUAGGAUCAAACUGACCCUACCAAAUUUCCCCCUAUUAUAUGGGGCUACUCUUAGCUUUGGAAAGAAUCCAAAAAUUUUAUGCCACAGGGAUUUCAGAACAAAAUCAAGAAUACUGAUAGAAAGUGCAGUUACUGUUACUUCAUUCUUGAAACAGCUGCAAGUAUUAAUUGGAGAAGCCUUGCACAGUUACGUUCCAUGUCUGAUGAACAUCAACAACCACUCAAUUAUCUCUGAACUAGAAGCCAUGAUACAUUCACCGUGUGAAGUACGGCUUUCCUCGAAUCAUGGAUUGAAUCUUAUUGAAUUAGUUUCAAAAAAUAUUAGCGUCAGGUUACAACGUGAUGGAAGAUGUUCAAAUACCUGGAAAAUCGUUUCUAGUGAUCUGGCACAGUUACAAGGAUGCGAACUUGUUGUUGGGGCAACAAUGAGCUUGCAUGACGCAGGAAAUAAACUUGACAAGCAAGUAGAAUCAUUGGAAAAUGUUUGGGAACAUUUGAAAGAUAUUGAUAGAAAUUGCUGGGUAAUGGACCCGCUUGUACCAAUGCCUCAUCAUCUCUAUCGACGAAUAAAAAUUAACUCAUCCUUAUCCAUUCUGAUAAACAUUAAUCCACUUCAACCAACCAGUCUUCCAGCUAUUAAAAUAUUGGGUAGCGAUUCAGAAGUAGCAAAGUACAGAGAAAUAGUGUCUGGAAAUUUUGAGUUAUGGGAUCCGAGCAACAGUCUAUCUGAAAAUUUACGGAUUCUACUAAAUUUGGAAGAAUUUCCUCAGAUAACACUGACCAAAAAUGAGAAGCAAAAAGACAGUGGUCUCUUUAAUGAUGAGGAAUGCUGCAUUUGUUUUUCACUAGAAUUAAACGACAACGAAUUACCUGACAAAAUAUGCAACAAUAAUACGUGUCGGAAGCAGUUUCAUACAACGUGUCUAUUGCAGUGGCUACAAGCAACACCUGGAAAUCAAGUGGUAUUCAAUCAACUGCAUGGUGCUUGCCCACACUGCGGCCAAAACAUAUCAUGUCCUGUAGAAUAGGGCAUCAUACAAAUUGGCAAUAAUUUAAAAGUUUAUUGCUGU
Messenger RNA from Diprion similis, 1294 nucleotides. RefSeq names its product E3 ubiquitin-protein ligase FANCL (gene Fancl). Gene Ontology annotation, molecular function: ubiquitin protein ligase activity. Gene Ontology annotation, cellular component: Fanconi anaemia nuclear complex; nucleus. The transcript is spliced from 6 exons. The record is from RefSeq and is a predicted model, not a curated record. Bases 101 to 1252 code for a protein of 383 amino acids. Gene Ontology annotation, biological process: interstrand cross-link repair; protein monoubiquitination. NCBI's taxonomy places the organism in Eukaryota, Metazoa, Arthropoda, Insecta, Hymenoptera, Diprionidae.